CUCACCAGGCCAAACCAGUAGUUAUAAUAUCAAUCUGAACUAAUGCUCUACCAUGAUAUGUAAGCCAAUCCAAGGAAAAAUCCCCAAAAAAUGUCAAGUAUACCAAAUUAGCAUGAAUUAAAGCCUCACAAUCCUCCUCCUAAUCCAUCCAAACAAAAAGUCAGGGAAUUUUUUUUGUUGGCCACCAUAAUCACAAUAUCUUAUUACGUUGUUCCGUGACAGAAAUCUUGAGCACUGGGAGUAGCUCUACCCAAUAACAACAACAACCGGCUUAACGACCGGCAACCCUCACCACGUCAACAGACACCGUCUAUUGCAAGAAAAAUCAACGGUUCUAUUCAUUAUAAAGUUGUUGAAAUGGUUUAGCUGCUGCCUUAAAUACAAUUGUAUUUCCCUCUAAAUUCCCCGCUAAAAUCAGCACUACCCACAUGUUAGUUUCAAUCAGUUCUCAUGGCAGCUCACCUCAUGCUCUCUGGUUCUAUUAUGUGGGAUAAAGCUUACAGGCCUCUUCCUUAUCUUUUUCUGGCAUCUUUUAUGGUAUGGUCUGUAUUGGUUUGCAUAUGGGUAUUCAACACGUGGACCAAACGCCAUUACCAGAAUGGUAAUUUACAGUGGAUGCUGACGAUUGUUCCUGUCAUGAAAGCUCUAGUGCUUGGUCUGUCAUUUCUGUUCUGGUUCUCGUGUCUUCAUUUAAGCAUGUGCUCAUUCUGGGUUGCAUUUGGGAUAUUUGUGACCAGAAUAUUUUUGGAAACAGCUUGUUUUGUUGCUUUUCUUCUUAUUUCACAUGGUUAUUGCAUUAUGCAUGAGCAACUCUCCAUUUCAGAACGCCGUUCUAUAGCUGGCAUGGUGUCCUUGCUGUACCUGACUCUCACUGGUUAUAAGGCUGCUGUGCCACAGUUUUCUGUGUUUAUGAUGUUGAUCUAUCUUUUGAUGCUCUAUGUAAUCUUUCUACAUCUGUCAAAAAAUAUUGCAUUUCUAAGAGAGCAGCUGCGGAAUAUAGAAGAUGAUGGUGUUCAAGUUAUGCAUACAGCAGUCUAUACCAAGUAUUCUAUGUUCAAGAAGUUCAAGGCUGCAAUGCUGAUGAUGGUGUUUGUUGAAAUCUUGAUGAAUUUAAAAUGCAAUGGAGUGGCAAGUGAAUACUGGAUUCAUUUGCUUGUACGUGAAUGGACUGAAAUCGUCAUAUUCUUCUAUAUCGGGUGGACAUUCAGAUCUCGAGAGCUUACUCCAUUCUUUACAAUUGUCCCUACUCAUAAUUCUAUGCAAGAGAGAACAUUGCCACCUAUUUUCAGUAUUGAAAUGAAUGAGAAGGACUUCAAUAACUUGAAUUUCAAAGAGUGGCAUAUUGGAGUGCCUACAUCACAGUCCAUGGAUGGAGAUGUUCACUGGCCAAUGUUGGUGGUAGUUCAGCAUCCAAGUGCAUCAAGGGAUGAAUCUUUUAAAGAUGUGCCUUGUUCUAAAGAAUCAGUGAGUUGUGUAUUAAAGUCUUCCAAAUCUAAUAUCAACAUUUCUAGAAGCAUAAGUUCCCCCUUACCUCGAAGUCACUCGUUCUCUUUGUUACCUGAUUCUACAUCUUUAGAAAGUUUGCAGUCCUCUUCACAGAGUUCUCAAUAUCAUGUCCCAAAAGGUUCAAAUGGAGAGAAAUACUACAAGAAUGAAAACCAUAAUUUAUAUUCCAGGAACAAAAUACAUGAGAAGGACAUCACGGAACAUAUGCCAGAUGUACUUGUAGAUAUUAAGGGCAUCAGAAACUUUUCAUUUGAUCCCUCAAGUAGAAGCAAGGGAAAGGAGUGGCGGGAACUUCAGAAUUUGGAGCAGCAGUCAUUUGUUGUUCGUUCAAGUACUUUGGCUUUAUAAUGGUAUAUUGAAAUAAGAAAGUUUUACACCAAAUUGUGCAAAGUUGUCUACAGUGAAUUGGCAAGAUUCAAUAAUAUCAGUUGUUGUAAUGUCUUGCCCCGUGAUCAACCAACUUGUAAAACAUAAAGAAAUAGAAGUUCACUCUGAUGGCACUAUUUAAUAGAUUUUACAGGGGUAAAGCAGUCAUGCGUGAUCAGCUAACUUGUAUAUCUUUUGAGAAAAUAGAAGUCCACUCUAAUCAUAAUGGCACUGUUAAAUAGAUUUUACAGGGGCAAAGCAAUCGUGCCUCCUCAAUUGUACAGAGAUGGGGAUAAUACAAAAGACAAUGGUUAUCCUUCU
This is a messenger RNA of Cryptomeria japonica (Japanese cedar), 2193 nucleotides long. RefSeq lists its product as uncharacterized. The record is from RefSeq and is a predicted model, not a curated record. The transcript is spliced from 9 exons. The coding region runs from base 451 to 1854 and encodes 467 amino acids. Lineage: Eukaryota; Viridiplantae; Streptophyta; Pinopsida; Cupressales; Cupressaceae.